CCUCAGACUCACAUGUGAACUACAAAAGUAGUUCAAGAGAGAAGAGGACAUUUUUAUCACAGCCUAAAUCAGACCUAAGUGUGUUAAAAGAUUAGUAUCAAUUAGCUGCUGCAGAUCAUGGGUGUCACAUUAUCUGGUGUUGUGCUGAUCUUUCUGUUUAUAGGACUGAGUAAAUGGACGGCAGAAAGCUGCAGCUGUAUCCCACGUCACCCUCAAAGACUAUUCUGCAGUUCUCAAAUAGUGAUGCGAGCUGUGAUAACUGGAGAAAAAAUGAAUUACGAUUACAAGAUGUAUGGCCUGGAAACAAUUCAAUAUCCCAUCAAAGUUAUCAAGGUGUUCAAGGGUUUUGAUGUUACUAAGGAAAUCCAGUAUGUCUACACCAAUUCCGAAUCAUCAGUGUGUGGUAUCACAUUGAACCGUGGCCAGUAUCUGCUUUCAGGGGUAAUUAAUCCUGGUGGGUUCUACAUUUCACUGUGCAGUUUCAUUCAACGCUGGGACAAACUCUCCCAAACGCUGAAAAAGAACAUCAAACACAGAUAUAAGAUGGGCUGUGACUGCACGAUUUCCACAUGUUUUCGGAAUUCCUGUCAGUCCAGCCCUAACACUGAGUGUAUACUGACAGACAGGAGAGACUUAUGGUCAAAGGACAAAAAUGACAUGAUUAAUGAGAAUGUUUGUAUUAAACACAGCAGUGGUUCCUGUAGCUGGCACACUGGAAGUUCAAAUUCUUCAGACAGUAUCACUACAACAUAAAUGUGUCUGUGGUCUCAAGACCAAAAGAAAGAGUGUAAAAGAGAAGUAAAAGAAGAGAAGUAAAACGAAGUUCUCAGUAAAAGAAGAGAAAAGGGUUUGAUCCCGAGUCCUGUUCCGCAUUGUAGGAUUUUUUUUACAGUAGAGUAACAGACAUUUAUUUUGUCUUAUUUUAAAUGAAUUUUAUAAUUCAUCUUUAUCUUUAUAAUGUAAUCAUUUAAGAUUUUCAAUUUUUUU
This is a messenger RNA of Misgurnus anguillicaudatus (oriental weatherfish), 987 nucleotides long. RefSeq names its product metalloproteinase inhibitor 3. Gene Ontology annotation, cellular component: extracellular matrix. The record is from RefSeq and is a predicted model, not a curated record. NCBI's taxonomy places the organism in Eukaryota, Metazoa, Chordata, Actinopteri, Cypriniformes, Cobitidae. Gene Ontology annotation, biological process: negative regulation of endopeptidase activity; negative regulation of membrane protein ectodomain proteolysis; response to cytokine. Gene Ontology annotation, molecular function: protease binding; metalloendopeptidase inhibitor activity.